CGACGCGGCGUUCAAGUCCUUCGACGACCGCCGCGCUGACUAGUUCGUUUGCCUUGGAGCUAAUCGACUCCACAUACCAUAAACCAAACGUAUUAAGAGUGAAGCGAGUGAAGAGUACAUUUAUUUGGUUUUUAGUGGACUUCGUUGUGCCUCGAUUCGGGUGGCCAAACAGUGCACAGCAGAGCGAAAAAGAGGGAAACAGAAGGAAACAAGUGCGGUGUUUGGCGGCAGAAAUAAUUGUAACAUUGUUUGCCAGCGCCUUUAUAGGGUGUUUAACUUUCACGCCCUUCCCCCAUCGCCUUCUACCCUCCUACCCCAACCGAAAGUCGUUUGUGUCGGCAUGCGUGAGAGCCAUUUGCAUAAAUUCCACGUCUGACUUCGAGUUUUUUUCCGCGGUGUGAAUGAGAAAUUGCCAGACAUUUCAGAAACCAGGAAAAAAGCAAGAGAAAGUUUCGCAUAAAUAAGCAUUUAAAUUGCCCCUGCAACAAUGCCUGCCACCAACAUUUUGCGGCUAAUUCUAUUGGCGGCGGCAUUGAGCCGUCCCGUUGUUGCAGCUGCCACUGCCGGCGUGGUGCUCAGCGAUGUGAACAACAUGUUGCGUGAUGCCGCCCGUACCACUUCGGAGAACCCGCAGAAAGCAAAGGACAGGAAGGAGCAGACAGUGCCCUCCAGUGUGGAACUGCUGCGCUUUGUGGAGGAUGCCGAGGAGGGCGUAGAAAGCGAGGACGAGAGCCUCAGCUCCCUGGAAAUGCUCUCGAGCGGACAGACCCUGCCCCAGACUGCCCAGCACACCACCGCCUCCUUCAAGCUGGACGAUCAGGUGCGCCUGCUCUCCAAGCAGCUGAAUGCCCUGAUAAUGCGCCGCCGCGAGGAUUACGAGAUGCUCGAGCACAAUCUACGCAAGUCCCUAAGGCUCACAACGGAUGCGGCCAGCGCUGAUGCCGAUAUGCGGACUGAACUGAACAAACUCAGAGAAGAGGUGGCUAGCCUGCGCGGCUCCCAGGGCAGCAACAAGGAGCGCCUCACCGUCGAGUGGCUGCAGCAGGCCAUAUCCGAGAUACGCAAGCAGCUGGCAGAGCUGCAGCAUACUGCCGGCAACGUGGCCAAGGACGUGCAGCAGCGCAGCGCCGGCUACGAGGAUCUGGCCACCAUCCGCAACGAUUUCCAGCAGAUCAAGCUAGAGCUGGCCGCCCAGCACGAGCGACAGCAACAGACGGAGGUGCUCGUCCAAGAGCUGCGCGAGGAGAUGCUCCAGCAGGAAGAGGACUACCAGCACGCCCUUUCCCGCCACCAGAAGUUAAACCCCCAGCCGAACUCAGCCAGCAUCGAGGAGGAGAGUAGCAGCAGCAGCAGCACCAGCAGCCAGGAGCUCUCUGGCUCCAGUUCCAGCUCCAACGUCGCGCUGGCCGACCACAAACGCCGUCACUGCCGCUUCCAGAGCCAACAGAUCCACGCACUGCAGCAGGCCCAUCGUGGACUUCGGCGGCAGGUGAAUGAGCUACGAUUCCAUCACAUUGAUGAGCGGGUACGCGGCCUGGAGGUGGAGCAGCAUCGCAUUGCCAAUGCCAACUUCAAUCUGAGCAGCCAAAUCGCGUCGCUGGACAAGCUGCACACGUCCAUGCUGGAGCUGCUCGAGGACGUGGAGGGGCUGCAGACGAAGAUGGACAAGAGCAUACCGGAGCUGCGGCAUGAGAUCUCCAAGCUGGAGUUUGCCAACGCCCAGAUCACCUCGGAGCAGAGCCUGGUGCGGGAGGAGGGCAAGAACGCGGCUCGCUCUCUCCAGGCCAUGGCCGUCAGCGUGAGCGUGCUGCAGGACGAGCGCAAUGGCAUCCGGAAGCUCGUGAGCACAGUGGAGAGCCUGCAGACGAACGUGGACAGGCUGCAGUCGUUGGUGAACGAUGAACUGAAGAACAAGCUCUCCCACCUGAACAAGCCCCACAAGCGUCCGCACCACCAGCUGCAGCAGCAACACCAGCAGCUGCAACAGGAGGCCAGCAUCGACUCGGCCCUGGCGGAGACCCUCGUGAGCGAACUGGAGAAUGUCGAGGCACAGUACGAGGCCAUCAUCAACAAGCUGCCACACGACUGCAGCGAGGUGCACACACAGGCGGAUGGCCUGCAUCUGAUUGCGCCCGCCGGCCAGCACCACCCCCUGAUGUCGCACUGCACCGCGGAUGGAUGGACCACGGUGCAGCGACGUUUCGACGGCAGUGCCGACUUCAAUCGCACUUGGGCGGACUAUGCCCAUGGCUUCGGCAAGCCCGGCGGCGAAUUCUGGAUCGGCAACGAGCAGCUGCAUCACCUCACGCUGGACAAUUGCAGCCGCCUGAGGGUGCAGAUGCAGGACAUCUACGACAACGUGUGGGUGGCCGAGUAUGCCCGAUUCUACAUCUCGUCGCGUGCCGAUGGCUUCCGCCUGCAGAUCGGGGAGUAUAGCGGGAAUGCAUCCGAUGCACUUAACUACCAGCAGGGUAUGCAGUUCUCGGCCAUCGACGACGACCGCGACAUCUCACAGACGCACUGCGCUGCCAAUUAUGAGGGGGGCUGGUGGUUCUCUCAUUGCCAGCACGCCAAUCUGAAUGGGCGCUACAACCUGGGGCUGACUUGGUUCGAUGCCGCUCGCAACGAAUGGAUAGCGGUCAAGUCCAGUCGGAUGCUGGUGAAGCGCGUACCUGCCGCCGAGUGUCAGGCGGCAGCCACAAGCGCUGCGGGCGCUGCGCCGUUUGCGACAAGUGCAACCUCAACCACAAACCCAGAGGCGGUGUCGGUGGCAUUGGCGGCAUCCACCAGUACGCCCAGUACUGUGGUGCAGUUCAUUGCCGCCGGACAGGCGUAAGUGAGCUGUAAACACCCACCCCCAGACCCGUGAAGCGGGUAACGGGCACAGGGAACGGCUACAGUGAACCACCAGAGCCAGGCCUACUAUAGUUGGGAGUGCACUGAUCGUUUGUGGGAGUGCUGGCGGAAAUGGAAGUGGAGCUCUAAAAGAUCCCCAAUCCUAAUCCUAAUUAUGUUAGUGUAAAGUGGACGAAUAGUCCUUGUACAUAGUCUAAACAGCCCUAAGUUGUAGCAUUAAUCUGUCAAAUGGAGCUUACCCUAGAGACGUGUGUGCGCGUAGUCAAAAGUCGAUCCAUCAGUUGUGUCGCCGUAAACCCAAGCAAAUCGUAUAAAUAUUCAAUUCUUUGGUCUUUCAAGCAGAUCUCAUAGAGGCUUAAGUCCCACACAGCUCUCGAGAGAGAAUGAGAGUGGGAAUAUCAUAUGAGAAGAAGCCGAGUGGAGUGAAUGUCUAGACAUAAUCCUCCCCUGCCCCAUCCCACGUAACUUAGUUCUUACCUUUAAGAGCAGCAGCUAUCGACCUAUUCUAGGCUAAGGCUCAUCUCAGACAAAUAAUAAAUAUACUGAAAUAUACUGGAAAUGGACAUGGAAAACAUGUACUUUCAGCGUCAGUUUAAGGAUCUAGCUUAGGGCCCCCCCAUAUCAGUCAUAAACAGUAAAGAUAUCUAGAUAUAACGUUGGUAAUUGUAAUUGUAAUUGUAAUUGUAAUUGUUGUAACAUAUGUAUAAUGUUGGGUCCCCCCAUUAAUGCUUACUAAGUGUCUGCUUCAGAGUUGUAAUCCCCCCCAAUCGAACAACCAAACCAAGCUCCCGCCCCUAAGCAAACCAACCAACCAACGGAGUCGCAUGCCAAAGAGAUCAAGUCAGAAAUAGUUACCGAAAACACCUACAAAAGUAUGCAAAUUUAUACACACAAAACAAAACAAAAAACAAAAGAACGAAAACGUAAAAA
Drosophila guanche is the source of this 3786-nucleotide messenger RNA. RefSeq names its product protein scabrous (gene sca). The coding region runs from base 488 to 2836 and encodes 782 amino acids. NCBI's taxonomy places the organism in Eukaryota, Metazoa, Arthropoda, Insecta, Diptera, Drosophilidae. The transcript has 4 exons. The record is from RefSeq and is a predicted model, not a curated record.